Cyphellophora attinorum is the source of this 1074-nucleotide messenger RNA. RefSeq lists its product as uncharacterized. NCBI's taxonomy places the organism in Eukaryota, Fungi, Ascomycota, Eurotiomycetes, Chaetothyriales, Cyphellophoraceae. The record is from RefSeq and is a predicted model, not a curated record. The coding region runs from base 1 to 1074 and encodes 357 amino acids. The transcript has a single exon. Gene Ontology annotation, molecular function: hydrolase activity.
AUGGGUGUUCUCACAAGCUCUUUUAUCCUUUCAUCGUUUCUUUUCGCGGCCCUUCCCAUUAUUAAUGCACAAAGUUCAUCAAAUGCAACAAAGAUAAACCCGCACAUCGACGGCAUCCCGUCGAUCCCGCAGGUGACCGACUGCACGGACGUCCACAUCUUCCUCGCCAAAGGCAACAACGAGACCGAACAAGGUCAGCGGCAACUCAAGCUCGUCGAUGCCAUCUGCAAGGCUACGCCGUCAGGCGUGACAUGUGGCCACGAGUCAAUCCAUUUCGACAACAAAUACACGACCGUAUUCUGCGUGUCACUCGAAGAGGGUGCACCUGCUGGGCAGAAGCAGCUGCUCGACUACAACAAGAAGUGCCCGGACAGCAAGAUUAUCGUGGCGGGGUACUCCCAAGGCGCGCAGGUUGUUGGCGAUGUGCUAGGCGGCGGCGGCGGCACUUUCUUUCAGGACUGUGUUCAGAAGCCAAAUGCCGGCCUCGAUCCCGCGAGCAAGGACCACACCUUGGGCAAGCAGAUCAUAGCUGUAUCGCUGUGCGGCAAUACUCGACACGAUGCCGGACAAAGCUACAAUGAGCUCUCGGGAUCGCCCUAUAAUGGCUUGUUCCCUCGAACGGGUGCUUUGUUGGAAGGACUCAAUAAGUGGUCCAACGUUCUCCACGAUUACUGCGUAGAGUCCGAUCCCAUUUGUACGAAUGGGACAGACGCCGAAGCGACUGGCGAGGAUCACUUGUCCUACUUCGAUGUGUACUCUGGCCAGAUUGCGGGAUGGAUGAUGGAGAAGAUGAACGCCGGUGGCGACGAGGGCAAUGCAACGAGCAGCAGCAGCACAAUGUCGAUCUCGACAUCGACUCGGUCCUCCAGCACAAGAUCGUCCACGGCAUCUGCGACCUCGAGCAGUGCAGAGGAGAGCUCAAGCGCAACGAGCUCAACGAUCCCCACAAACACGAAUGAUGCCGCAGCAGCGACGGCUUCCGAGACUGGGGCAGCCGGCAGUGGCAGCGAAGGCAUGUUCGUCUCGCUAGGCAUGUUGAUGCUGCCGCUGCUUGCUAUCACGAGUUUGUUGUAG